CCCACUGUGGCGGAAGCGGAUUGGCUGGGAGGAGUCCCCGGAAGUGAUGAACGGAGUAUCCCCACGUGUGCGAGGCCACCCCACAUGGCGGUGCUUCUAAGGAGGCUGCUGCAGCCGGGGAGGCCCCCGGCGGCCUUGGGCCGCUCCCUGGGACAGCGCGAAGCCGACCUGUGCACUGAACCCGGGGCUACGGUGCGAGUGCGGUUCGCCCCCAGCCCCACAGGCUUCCUGCACCUGGGCGGCCUCCGCACUGCCUUGUACAACUACAUCUUUGCCAAGAAGCACGGAGGGACCUUCAUCCUGCGGCUGGAGGACACGGACCAGACCCGCCUUGUGCCCGGGGCCGCGGAGAAUAUUGAAGACAUGCUGGAGUGGGCAGGCAUCCCCCCUGACGAGAGCCCCCGCCGGGGAGGCCCUGCCGGGCCUUACCUGCAGUCCCAGCGGCUAGAGCUGUACGCCCAGGCCGCGGACGCUCUGGUCAGGACGGGCGCCGCCUACCCCUGCUUCUGCUCCCCGCAGCGGCUGGAGCUGCUGAAGAAGGAAGCGCUGAGGAACCGGCAGACACCCCGCUACGACAAUCGGUGCCGGAAUCUGAGCCAGCGGCAGGUGGCUCAGAAGCUGGCCAGUGACCCCAAACCAGCCAUCCGCUUUCGCCUGGACGAGGAGGCGCCGGCCUUCCAGGACCUGGUGUACGGCUGGAAUCGGCAUGAGGUGGCCAGCGUGGAGGGGGACCCGGUUGUCCUGAAGAGCGACGGCUUCCCCACCUACCACCUGGCCUGCGUGGUGGACGACCACCACAUGGGCGUCAGCCACGUGCUGCGGGGCUCCGAGUGGCUGGUGUCCACCGCCAAGCACCUGCUGCUCUACCGGGCCCUGGGCUGGCCGCCGCCGCGCUUCGCACACCUGCCCCUGCUCGUCAACGCGGACGGCAGCAAGCUGUCCAAGAGGCAGGGCGACCUUUUCCUGGAGCGUUUCGCCGCUGCCGGCUUCCUGCCGGACGCCCUGCUUGACAUGAUCACCAACUGUGGCUCGGGCUUUGCAGGUACCCGCUCCCCUGACAGGUCUCGGCGGGACCACAGCCGUGAGGCACCAGGGCUCAGACCCGCCACAAACUUAACUCAGGACACGUUGAAUGCCAAACUGAAGAAGGUCUCAGAAGGCCUGGACGGCACCAAACACAGUCACGUGAUGAAACUCCUCCGAGUGGUGCUGAGUGGACAGCUGCAAGGACCCCCUGUAGCUGAGAUGAUGGUGUCCUUGGGACCAAAUGAAGUGCGGGAACGAAUACAGAAGGUGCUUUGCAGCUGAUGGAAGCUGUGCAGGAUGGUGGAGGAGGCCUGAGGAACCUGCAUGUGUGGAGACUGCCUUAGGAGGGGAGGAGCCGGAGGCCCGGGGCCCAUCAGGAGGCGUGUGGAAGGAGUCUUGAGUGGGAGCCAUCUCCGGGUGUGUGCAGGGCGCUGUGACUCCACAGCAGGCAGGGACGCCGAGUCCCAUUGUACCUCCCUGAGCCUGGAACGUCAGUGCUUGCGUCGGCUUCUGACCCCAUGUUACAUAGCAGAGGCUCGGAGCUGGUUCACAGAACAGUCCAGAGGCUUGAGCUGCCAUCACAAAGUCCCACAGACUGCGGGGCUUAAACAACAGAAAAUUAUUGUCUCACAGUUCUGGAGGUCGGAGGUCGAAGAUCAAGGUGUCAGCAGGCUCGGUUUCUCCUGCGGCCUCCUUGGCGUGCCGAUGGCUGCUUUUUCUCUGCCCUUACAAAGCCACCUGUCUGUGCCCUUAGUAUUUCUGUGUGUCCAACUGUCCUGUUACAAGGACAGCAGUCAGAUGGGCUUACAGUCCACCCUAACGGCCCAGUUUCACCAGUUUAACCAUAAUCAUCUCUUUAAAGGCCCAGCUGCAGGUACUGGGGGUUAGGGCUUUAAUGUAUGUGUUUUGAGGGGACACAGUUGAGCUCAUCACAGCUUGGCCGCAGCCUGGACUCAUGAACCCUAGUUCUCAGGCCCCAACUGGUCUUGGAGCAAUAAAGGAUGGUUGACAAGCAGG
Messenger RNA from Hipposideros armiger (great roundleaf bat), 2043 nucleotides. RefSeq names its product probable glutamate--tRNA ligase, mitochondrial. Gene Ontology annotation, molecular function: ATP binding; glutamate-tRNA ligase activity; tRNA binding. The coding region runs from base 85 to 1308 and encodes 407 amino acids. Gene Ontology annotation, biological process: glutamyl-tRNA aminoacylation. Lineage: Eukaryota; Metazoa; Chordata; Mammalia; Chiroptera; Hipposideridae. Gene Ontology annotation, cellular component: mitochondrion. The transcript is spliced from 6 exons. The record is from RefSeq and is a predicted model, not a curated record.